UGGACUUGGGAGUGCUCUCCCAACGUUCAACUUCCAAGUCGAACUUCUAGGAACCUCGAGGCUCGUGUUGACCUCAUGUCGUCUAAAGAGGCAGAUAGAAUCAACGCUGCUCAGCAGACCCUUGAUACCCUAUAUGAGAUCUCGCAGCUGCUUAACACGCAACUUGAUAAGGAGACGCUUGCAACAUGCGUGGGCAUGAUCGAGAGUGGCGUCAACCCAGAGGCCCUGGCAGCUGUUAUUCAGGAGCUGCGUCGUGAAGCUGCUGCUGCACAGAACACACAGCCUGACGUACGAUGAACUGAUAUUUAGCGCGUGUUAUGCAAAAGUUCCCAUACUUGACGGCCGUCGGGUCCGGCUGUGGAUUUGGCCCAUCAGGAUUCAGGGUCUUUUUUAUCGCGGUCGAGUUGUGCCACAUAAGUACUACUGAGCUCGCCCUUCGAGGAGACACUGGGCUUGAUAUGUAACGACUAGCAUAUGGUUUGUUCUGAAUUGUAGCUAUUAGUUAGACUUGAGCACGUUUGAGCCAGUUUGAACUCAGUUGAUGCCGCGGCUGCCGCGCCGGUUCGGUUGAUCAAGAAACGCUUGCAAG
Molecule: messenger RNA, 589 nt
Organism: Suillus paluster
Lineage: Eukaryota; Fungi; Basidiomycota; Agaricomycetes; Boletales; Suillaceae
Product: mitotic-spindle organizing gamma-tubulin ring associated-domain-containing protein
Exons: 4
Coding region: 76-297 (73 amino acids)
Biological process (GO): mitotic spindle assembly; microtubule nucleation by interphase microtubule organizing center; gamma-tubulin complex localization
Cellular component (GO): interphase microtubule organizing center; spindle; gamma-tubulin ring complex
Source: RefSeq, a predicted model, not a curated record